AUGUGUCCAUGGCGCAGGUCAGCCACCAUGCGAUUCGGGACGGCCGCCAAGGCGGCCAUCGUCCUCGCCCUGUUGGCGACCGUGCGAGCCGACGACGACGACGACAGCCGCCCCCGCGGGAACAACAACCGUCGUAGCAGCAGCGGCGACGAUGAGGAGGACUACGUCCCUCCCGAGUACGUCGCCGACUACGGUCCCGCGUCCGGCCCCACUCUCGGCGGCGACCAGUAUGGGGGCGGGUACGGACAGUACCAAUACGACUACCCGUACGAGGGGGACGACGAGGGCGGGAACGGCGGAGGCGUCGAGAGCACCGGGAUUGCUGACAGCAUUCAGGGCGUGCUCUCCGGCGGCGUCCAGUUCAACAUCCCGGAAUGCGAGUCCAUCUGCCAGGAUCAGAACGAGUUCGAGACCCCUCUGCCACCGCAGCCGCUGUUCGAGCUGAACCGGGCGCACGACUGGGGCAUCGUCCUCCUGAACCAGAUCAUGCAAAAUUUCAACAGGCUGACGCCGCCUGGAGUGGGGCGUGUGAUCGGCGUAUUCAGUUCCUGCGUGUACGACGCCGUGGCCGCCCAAGGCGACUUUGGAGAUUUGCCGGCGUUCUCUACACCCAGGCAGGCCGCUCCAGGCCUGCAGUUGGACCGCGUCAUUGACGGUGCCGCCUUCACGGCCAUCCGAGCCGCGUUCGAAAACGACGCUUCCUUCCAGGGCGCUGUGGCCUUCUUGGACCAGGUGUCGCCGUCGCAGGUCGGCCCUCAGUCCUUCCCUCAGGGGCGGGGCCGGGGGCGGCGCCGGGGGCGGGGCCGCGGGCAGCGCGGGGGGCGGGGCCGCGGAACCGGAAGGAGGGGGCUGAAGCAAUUCGGCGGUGGCACUUUUGGCAGCGACCCCGCGUUCGUCCUCGGCAGAGACGUUUGCGAGGAAGUCAUCCAGUUUUUCACAGCCGACGGUUUCAGGGUCGACGGAGACGAGCUGCCAGGCAAUGUGUUCCCCGAUUUCGUCCCGGCCAACCUGCCGCAGACCACGGCGGGCAUCACGGACUGCCCGGCGGAAAUCAUCAAUCUGGAUUUCUGGCAGCCACUGUGCGUUCCUGACUUCCUGGUGGACGGCGGAGUGGGUUCGCAGCAGUGCACUGCAAGGGAGAUCGUGGAGUUCUCCACAUUCCUGUCGGAUAUCCCCAAGAUGCUCGCCGAGUUCUGGGCGGACGGACCCGACACCACGGCGCCUCCCGGCCACUGGUUCAGAAUCAUGCUAGACUCGGCUGUCAAUGAGAGGCUCAGUCUUGUGCGCACCGUGAGGCUCAUGUUCCUGAUGGGCAACGCCCUCAACGACGCCGGCGUCGCGUCUUGGGAUGCCAAGGUCUUCUUCAACUCCGCCCGCCCCAUCACCAUGAUCCAGUGCGGCCUGAGCGACGAGAACCUGAUCGCCUGGAGGGGCCCCUACCUCGGCGUGGGCGAAAUCGAAGCCUCGUUGUGGCAGCCCUACCAGGCCAGCACGUUCGUCACGCCCGCCUUCGCCGGCUACGUCAGCGGCCACUCCACCUUCAGCGCAGCUGCCUUCCGAGCCCUGGAGCUGUACUACCAAACCGACGAGUACCUGGCGCCCAAGUGCCGCCUGAUUCCGCAGGGCACCAGCCUGUACGAGGGGAGGAUCGACGCCGGGAUGCCCGGGUUCAUUCCGGGGCUCACGGACAUCCCCAACCAAGGACCGCGCACUCCAGGUUUCUCCCCUGCCACGGACGUCGUUCUCUGCUGGCAGACCUGGGAGGCCUCUGGCCUGGAGUCGGGCAUCUCUCGGUUCCCCGGCGGCAUCCACAUCACGGAGGACCACUUCGAUGGCGUCGACGUCGGCGUGGAAGUCGCGGAGAUAGUGUACGACCAAGCGCUGGCGCUGUGGAAUCGGUAG
Ostreobium quekettii is the source of this 1902-nucleotide messenger RNA. NCBI's taxonomy places the organism in Eukaryota, Viridiplantae, Chlorophyta, Ulvophyceae, Bryopsidales, Ostreobiaceae. The record is from the annotation of a GenBank genome assembly.